Molecule: messenger RNA, 912 nt
Organism: Arabidopsis arenosa
Lineage: Eukaryota; Viridiplantae; Streptophyta; Magnoliopsida; Brassicales; Brassicaceae
Source: the annotation of a GenBank genome assembly
GUCUCUUUCGGUGUUCGAUUUCAGCUGAUUUAUAUCGAAGGUCAUCUCUCUUUGUGAAUUUCAGAAUGUCUUCAAGGGAGAGGCUAGGUUCAAAGCAUCAUAGCCGAGUGAGUCAAGGCAUGUCAACUAGUGGAUCAUCAUCGAGGCACCACGAGACAAUCUCUUCGGCUUCGGAUCCUCGUCAUAUUCGAGACCACCAGAUUUCCCUUUCCGAUAUUCUAGAAAACAAGAUUGCAGUUCAAGCUGCUGAGAUAGACCGGCUCUCUAGUGAUAACCGAAAGCUAGCUUCAAGCUACGUAGCUCUCAAGGAAGACCUUACCGUGGCUGACCGUGAAGCCCAGGGGCUAAGAGCUCACAUCAGAAAGACCGAAACAGACUACGAGAUUCAGAUCCGAGCUACUCUUGAGAAAAUAGCGAAAAUGGAGGGUAUGGUCAAGAACAGAGAGAAUAUUAGGAGGGAGGUACAAUUAGCUCACAUUGAGGCUCAUAGAUUGGCCAGAGAACGUGAGGAGCUUGCUUCACAGGUGAAGUUGGUGAUAAAAGAUUUGAAGAAGGUUUGUCUUGAGGCAGAGAGUUUAGAAGCUUCGAGCCAAGAGCUUGAGCGGUUGAAAGAGGAGCACCAGAGAUUACGGAAAGAGUUUGAUGAAGAGAAGAGUGGGAACGUAGAGAAACUUGGGCAAUUGAAAGAGAUGGAGAGGAAAAUAAUUGGAGCGGUUAAAGCGAUUGAGAAGCUGCGAAGUGAGAUCGCAACCGCAAGGAACAAAGCUGUCGAGAAUUGAAUGGUUUUUACUUUUUAGGUUUGAGACCAAGAGGCUCCUCUAUUUAGGGAGGGUUACAAGAACCACAAUUGUGUUCUUAUUAUUCCUAAUGUAUAUGAGUUUUCAUUUUUUCAAAUCAACCUGUUUCUUCUGA